This is a messenger RNA of Pecten maximus, 1988 nucleotides long. Its product is annotated as inactive selenide, water dikinase-like protein. The record is from RefSeq and is a predicted model, not a curated record. Gene Ontology annotation, biological process: L-selenocysteine biosynthetic process. Gene Ontology annotation, cellular component: cytoplasm. Lineage: Eukaryota; Metazoa; Mollusca; Bivalvia; Pectinida; Pectinidae. The coding region runs from base 365 to 1312 and encodes 315 amino acids. The transcript has 8 exons. Gene Ontology annotation, molecular function: selenide, water dikinase activity; ATP binding.
UGCGACCAAUACCACCAAAGGCUGUGCCUCGUUAAAGGACAGUUUGGUGGACAUGGACCACGGAAUUUCGGUUACAUCCAGAGAGGACGAGACGCUAGGUGGAGCCACAGAUAGGUUAAACAUUCGUGACACGAUGGAAUAUCCCGAGAACGUGGCUUUGCGGCGACCGUUCGAUCCUGCGGCACAUGAACUGGAUCCUAGUUUCCGACUUACAAAAUUUGCUGACCUAAAGGGAUGAGGGUGUAAAGUCCCUCAAGAAGCCCUAGAGCGGCUUCUCGAGGGACUACAACAGGACAGCAAUGCCCAGGUCGCGGACCAGUCGCAAUUUCAAUAUCUUGCGGCCGCCCCACGAAUAGGCAUUGGGAUGGAUGCCUCUGUCACACCACUGCGACAUGGAGGACUUUCUCUUGUCCAGACAACAGAUUUCUUUUAUCCUCUUGUUGAUGACCCAUAUAUGCAGGGCAAGAUUGCUUGUGCUAAUGUACUGAGUGAUUUGUAUGCAAUGGGAGUUACAGACUGUGACAACAUGCUGAUGUUACUAGCGGUCAGCAACAAAAUGACAGAAAAAGAGCGUGAUGUUGUCAUUCCAAUGAUGAUGAGAGGAUUUAAGGAUUUAGCAGAGGAGGCUGGUAGUGGAGUAACUGGUGGCCAAACAGUGCUGAACCCAUGGUGUACCAUUGGUGGGGUAGCAACCUCUGUCUGCCAACCCAACGAGUUCAUCACGCCAGACAAUGCUUUAGUGGGUGAUGUCUUAGUGCUAACCAAACCACUAGGAACACAGGUGGCCGUAAAUGCUUAUCAGUGGCUGGACCAGCCAGAGAGGUGGAACCGUGUCAAACUGGUGGUGACGGAGGAUGAUGUGAGAAAGGCUUAUCAACGGGCUAUGUUCAGUAUGGCCAGACUUAACCGUACAGCUGCACGUUUGAUGGCCAAAUAUAAUGCCCAUGGUGCUACAGAUGUAACAGGAUUUGGUCUGCUUGGUCAUGCAAAGAACCUUGCAAAAGUACAGAAGAAUGAAGUCAGCUUUGUCAUACACAAUUUGCCCAUCAUUGCUAAAAUGGCUGCUAUUAGCAAAGCCUGUGGAAAUAUGUUCGGUCUACUACAAGGUCUCUCUGCAGAAACAUCUGGUGGUCUAUUGAUGGCAUUACCAAGAGAGCAGGCUGCAGCAUUCUGUAAGGACAUCGAGAAACAGGAAGGAUACCAGUCCUGGAUUAUAGGAAUCGUAGAAAAGGGCAAUCGUACAGCUAGGAUAAUUGACAAACCACGAGUGAUAGAAGUACCAGCCAAAGAUCGGGAUGGAGAAUUGUGGUAGCAUUAGGGAUUGGGAAAAAAAAAGACUUUAAUUUAGAUCUCCUCCAAAUCUUUUAGGAAGGAAAUUACUGCAAUUUUGACAUUUGUCAACUGAAGGACAUUCCAAGUUGUUAAAAUUUUCUUCCAUUUUGUUAUUGCCUCAUCUACAAGGUUUUUAAUGAAAAGUUAUUGAUAAAUCCUUUCAUUUGAAACUGGUUUUAAGAUCAUGUUCAAGUGAUUUUCAAGAGUUCAGACAUUCAUCACAUGCGGAAGUGACUUAGGUUAGAAUCUUUUGCAAAAAAGUAUGGAUAAAAUUUAGCAUCAGUGUAGAGAAGUUUGAAUAUUGGCUAGAUUUGAUCAAUUAGAUGCAUCGUUGUUCUUGUCUUUUGCUAUGUAUAUUACCAUUGCUUCUUUUCAAGGAACACUGCUAACUUGUGACCUGCUAGUUUACAUGUAUGAAGCUGCCCUGAAGAACCAUAGUAUUUUGGGUUGGGGCAGCUGAUGAAUUUGUAGACUCAUAGGUGCCAAGUUACCAUGACCUGUUGAGCCAUUGUCAUACCGUUUAAAAAACGAUAUUGAGGAUGACGAUGGCUUCAAUGACCAAACUCAUUGUAUAGUUUUCAUCAUCUUUGUGUCAAAAGUAAAAUUCAUUUAUCAUGUCAUCAAAUUUAUGAAGAAUAAAUUAACUUCAAGUAUUA